ACAUAAUAAUACAUUAGAGAUAUUUUAUAUAAGACGAAGAAAUUUUAACAGAAACUAGCAAAUGUACAAUUUGAGUGAACUCAUUCUGUAAUUGCUUCUAGUGCAGAAGAAGGAUAAGAAAAAAGGGAGUAUGCAAAAAGAACGACCAGUCAAUACAAGUUCCGCAGCGCUAAAGAGGAGACAACUAUAAACACUUUCUGGACAACAAAAGAAAAGGAAAAGGGGGCCACUCCAUUCCACUUCAUCUCCAUCUCUUUCUCUCGGCGUGCAUCUAUAUAUAUAUCUUAUUUUUUGCGUGUAAUUAACUAUGGCCUGGCGCUUUAAGGCUUCCAAAUAUAAAAAUGCCGCGCCCAUUGUCCCCAAAGCGGAGGCGUGUGUCCGUGAGAUUUGUGUGGGCAGCUACCAGACGUAUGGUAAUAACAUUGCCGCCUCGGCAGCAUUUAUGGCCUUCAAUUGGGAGCAUACGGGAUCCAGUGUCUCAGUGCUGCCGCUCGAUGAUUGCGGAAGAAAGAGUAAAACAAUGCCGCUGCUUCAUGGCCAUACAGAUACAGUGACAGAUUUGAAAUUCUCACCAUUCCAUGACGGUCUCUUGGCCACGGCAUCACAGGAUUGCUUGGUGAAAAUCUGGCAUAUACCCGAAAAGGGCUUAGAGCAAUCGCUUUCCGACCCGGAGGCAGUUUUUUCCCACAAACAGCGACGGGUUGAGACAGUCGGCUUUCAUCCGACGGCCGAUGGUUUAAUGUAUUCCACGGCUGCAGGAUGUGUGGCACUCUUUGAUCUGAGCGUGCAGAAGGAGAUAUUCUCGAACAAUGAGCAUCCGGAGGUCAUACAAUCGGCCAGUUGGCGGGAGGACGGUACUGUCCUGGCCACCAGUUGCAAGGACAAGUAUGUACGCAUCUUUGAUCCACGUGCCGCCGGAUCACCAAUACAAAUGGUUGCCGAAUCGCAUCAGAGUAUCAAGGAUUCCCGUGUUGUUUGGCUAGGCAAUCAAUCGCGCAUCCUUACCACCGGUUUCGAUGCAGCUCGACUGCGUCAGGUUAUUAUACGAGACAUACGUAACUUUAAUCAGCCCGAAAAGACGCUCGAGUUGGAUUGCUCGACGGGUAUAUUGAUGCCGCUGUUUGAUCCCGAUACGAAUAUGCUUUUUCUGGCGGGCAAAGGGGAUACCACAAUUAAUUAUAUGGAAAUAACCGAUAAAGAUCCCUAUCUAACUGAAGGAUUACGGCACACGGGCGAACAGACAAAAGGAGCUUGUCUGGUGCCAAAGCGGGCACUUAAAGUAAUGGAGGCCGAAGUCAAUCGUGUGCUUCAAUUGACAUCCAAUAUGGUUAUUCCUAUUAUGUAUCAAGUACCCAGAAAGACCUAUCGUGAUUUUCAUGCUGAUCUUUAUCCAGAGACUACUGGCUAUAAAACUGCUUUAGUGGCCAGCGAAUGGUUAAACGGCACCAAUCAGGCAGUACCCAAGAUGAAUUUGGAUCCCGCCAAGCGUGAGCAUGGAGAUGAGCCAAUUAUUAUACAUCGCGGCAACUUAGGCGAUUUCAUUAGAAAUUUGGAGAAUCAAAAGUCCAAGCGACAACAGCUCCCGCAACAGCAGCAGUCAGAAAAGCCAUCAACUGCUGCCCCCAAUGACAAUGAGCAGUUCGUUCUGUUUCGAAAAUCUCAGCAUCAAAACUUCGAGGAGAAGAAUGGCAAUGACAGUGGGCACACUAAUGAAUCGAAAAAGGAUUCAAUGGAGUGUAGUGAACUGAUACGUAAAUUUGAGGCCAAAUAUAAGACAGAUUCGGAGAAGGAUCGUGGCCAGGAAUUAGAUGGUUGGUUACACAAGGAUAAGGAAUCCCCGACAGAACAUGAGCAUUCAAUGGGCAGCAGUGAGGAGGCUUUGUCAUCAGGUGGCAUGGAUAACAAUUCGGCCAGUAGCAGUAAUUCACCGCCCAAACCCAUGCCGCGCACAUCGCGCAACAAUUCGCUGCCCGAGGUGGUGGGUGGUGGUUCUGUCUCUGCUGGCGAAGCAGACAAUGGAACGCCUCGCCCUAGACCAAGGACAACAGCGGCUCAAGCCUAUAAGCCGCGACUUGGCCCGAAACCAUUCUCAAGCAAUACUGGCGAUGUAUCCUUUGACAAGGUGUUUGCCGUGCCACUGGCUCCCGGUUCACAUGAGAAUAUCUCCAACGUGGGACAGGAAACCGAAUCGAUUGUGCCACCCACUAAUAAGCCAGACAUUAUUGUGGAAAUUGAGAUUAAAAAGAAACAUGAGCAUGAGCCCAAUCCUUUGUCUGGCAAUGGAGUCCAAAAGUCGCUAACUACUUCGGAACGUCGCAAGUCUUCAGCUGACGAUGAUGAAUCAUCCGACAAGAUCUUUGAGCAGAAUUCUGAGUCAUCGGAAAACUCCACUGAGGGGGAAGAUCGUACAGAUGCCGAUUUAAGACGAUUGUCAUCGGCCAGGAGCAGCAUUGCUGAACGACGUCGGCUCUACGAAAGCCGAUCCAAAAGUCAGGUGGACGAGAAGGCUCAAUCGCCGGUGCCAUUACGUCGUGAGCAUUCCAAGGGUGAGCCCCUAAAACCCAAUCAACAGCAACAACAUCAGCAGCAGUCGCAAAGCAAUCAAAUUGACACGAAGCGAAUUUCGGUGCCUGAGGGUAAAUUGUUGGAGGAACAACACAGACAACGUGGCAAUGGGAAUGUAAAUUCGGCUGGAAUCAAGAAAUCCGCUACUGAGGCUGCCUUCUCGGCAUCCGCUUCCACCAAGCGUACCUCAACCGUCUUUGGCAAGGUAUCCAAAUUCCGGCAUCUUAAGGGCACCCCCGGUCACAAAUCCACACACAUUGAGAAUCUGCGUAAUUUAAGUCGCCAGAUUCCCGGUGAAUGCAAUGGCUUCCAUGCUAACAAUGAGCGUGUUGCUGUUCCACUCUCGGGGCCGGGUGGAAAAAUAGCAAUUUUUGAAUUAAGUCGCCCGGGCCGAUUGGCCGAUGGUGUGAUACCGUCUCUGGUCAAUGGAAGCAACAUUAUGGAUUUCCAAUGGGAUCCCUUUGAUCCCAAACGCUUGGCCGUUGCCUGUGAUGAUGGCAUUGUAAAAAUCUGGCUAAUUAACGAAGACGGACUAACCGAGCCGACUAAUACCCCAGCAGCGGAAUUAACCGCCCAUCUGGACAAAAUCUAUUUCAUACGUUUCCAUCCGCUGGCUGCGGAUGUCUUGCUAACAGCCAGCUAUGACAUGACCAUAAAACUCUGGGACUUACGCACCAUGAGCGAGAAAUGUUCGCUAAAUGGCCACACAGAUCAGAUAUUUGAUUAUGCAUGGUCGCCAUGCGGACGUUUGGGGGCCACCGUCUGCAAGGAUGGCAAAAUCAGAGUUUACAAUCCACGCAAAUUGGAGGCGCCCAUACGUGAGGGCAACGGACCAGUGGGCACACGUGGAGCCCGCAUAAGCUGGGCACUUGAGGGGCAUUACAUUGUCUGCACAGGCUUCGAUAAAGUCUCGGAACGACAGAUUAGCGUGUACAAUGCCCAAAAGUUACAGGCACCUUUGAACACAGUCAGUUUGGAUGUAUCACCAUCGAUUUUGAUACCAUUUUACGAUGAGGAUAGCUCCACAUUGUUUGUCACCGGCAAGGGCGACUCGACGAUCUAUUGCUACGAGAUAACCGAUGAGGAGCCAUAUAUUUGCCCGCUGUCGCAUCAUCGAUGCACUUCACUGCAUCAAGGUCUCAGUUUCCUGACCAAAAACCAUUGCGAUGUGGCAAGUGUAGAAUUCUCUAAGGCCUAUAGGCUAACCAAUACCACUAUUGAGCCUCUCAGUUUCACAGUGCCGCGCAUCAAGAGUGAACUAUUCCAAGAUGACUUGUUCCCACCCACACGCAUCACUUGGAAUGCCACAGUGUCAUCGGAUGAAUGGUUUAAUUUCAGUGAUAAAACAGCUGAUAAAAUCAGUCUCAAACCCGAUGGCAUGGACACGCUUUCUUCCAUACAACAAGUGUCAGUAGCUGCAGCAAAGAGACCCGAACCACAUUCACACUUUGGCCAGAAGUCCGAGUACGAGAGCAGCAAACAGCAAGAGAUUCAAAAAUCUGUUAGUGCACGUAUGGAGUAUACUACAAAGCUGGAGCAGGAUGACAUGGAGGGUGUGGAUGAGAAUGAAUGGCAGGAGUAGCAAUGGAAACAGAAAAGGCAACAAUGUGGUGCAACAACAAGAAAAACAACAAUAUAAACAACAGGACAAUUUCACAAUUUAGAAUAGAUAAAAAAGGAAUGGAUUAUUUCCCCUCACCCUUUCGAUCACUCGCUCUUAACGCAACUAUCGCUCUCUCUUUCCCCAUCUAAGUCUCUUCUUCUGACAUGGCGGCAACAUCAUGAUAAAAAAAAAAUCAACAAUUAUAUAUUUAUACAUAGACAUACAUAUGCAUUAAGUUAUAUACUGAUAUAUAUAAACUGAUAGAUAAGUCCAAACUGUAAGGCCUUGGCUCUCUCUUCCUUCAUACCCCAUAAUACUACAAUGUCCUUCUCGCAAACCGGAUGCUUUCCUAUCUGUCACUCUCCUUUGAUCUUCCGUAAAUACGGACUUAAGUGACUAAACUUACUUAAACCCUCCCACCUCUUACAUCUUCUAUUCUUCCUCAAAAAUUGCCAAAUUAUCAAACAUAAGUAUUUAGUUUUUUUUUUGUUUUGUUUUUCUUUGUAACUUAUAUGACAUGAUUUUUUAAGUUUGUGUCCUUUUUUUUUAAAGAUUUUUAUAUUAUUAUUUUUUUUUUUUGCUUUUAUUCUUUGUAUGUGAGUUUUUGUUUUUAGUAGUUAGUGCAAAAUUAGUUCUUAGCAUAUUGACAAUUAAUUUUAGAUUUUUUGCGUAUUAAGUUUCGCGGCCAUAUGAUAUAGGGGAAGGAGCAGCAGCAGCAUUGUCGAUGAUGAAUGUUUUAAGAUAUACAUAUAUAUCUUUCAUUUCAAUUCACUUUCUGUCUAUCUUUCUCUCUCUCUCUUUUUCUCUCUCUCUUUCGAAUAUAUAUAUUUAUAUAUUGCUGUCUC
Drosophila willistoni is the source of this 5013-nucleotide messenger RNA. It is a transcript of the gene pod1, whose product is annotated as coronin-7. The transcript is spliced from 14 exons. NCBI's taxonomy places the organism in Eukaryota, Metazoa, Arthropoda, Insecta, Diptera, Drosophilidae. Bases 308 to 4147 code for a protein of 1279 amino acids. Gene Ontology annotation, molecular function: protein binding. The record is from RefSeq and is a predicted model, not a curated record.